AUGUCGGUCUCGCACGGCUUCAAAUCCGUAGGCGUUGUGGGGAUGGGACAGAUGGGCAUGGGCAUAUCCUACGUAGCGGCCAUCAAGGCCAAGAUCCCUCACGUGGUCAUGGUGGAUGCUUCGGCCUCGCAAGCUCAAAAAGGAGUGGCCUUCUUUGAGAGUCUGCUGAAAAAGGAUGUGGGCAAAGGCAAGUUGGAGCAGAAUGCUGCUGAUCUGGCCAGAUCGAGAUUGACAGUGGUUCAGAGCAUCGAAGAGCUGGGAAAGUUGGACGAUGCUAAAAGACCCGGUCUGAUCGUCGAGGCAGCCACAGAGUCUCUUCCAAUCAAGCUCAAGAUAUUCAAUUCGCUUGCCACGCACCUUCCGCUCGAUACUGUAUUGGCUACCAACACGAGCAGCAUCAGCGUAUCCAAGAUCGCUGCGGCUGCUGUGCCCCAAGGUGCGGAAAAGGGUAGCACAGAAGCUUGGAAGGGUCCAUCCAGGGCUCUUGGGCUGCACUUUUUCAAUCCUGUCCCAGUCAUGUCCCUCGUCGAGCUGAUCCCAGCCUUGCAGACCGAUCCGGACGUGACGGCCCGCGCACGAUCUUUUGCCGAAGCGUGCGGCAAAGUGGUGACGACGAGCGCGGAUGUGCCCGGCUUCGUAUCCAACAGGCUGCUCAUGCCAUUCAUCAACGAAGCCAUCAUCGCUUUGGAGUCGGGCGUAGCAUCAAAGGAGGACAUUGACACCACGCUGAAGUUGGGCAUGAACCAUCCCAUGGGUCCCUUGACAUUGGCGGACUUUAUCGGACUGGACACCUGCUUGGGCAUCAUGGAGACGCUGUACAGAGAGACGGCGGACUCCAAAUACAGACCUGCUGUGCUUCUCGGACGCAUGGUGGAUGCCGGCUGGAUGGGCAAGAAGAGUGGAAAGGGUUUCUACGAGUACGCGGCGCGAUAA
Molecule: messenger RNA, 933 nt
Organism: Ceraceosorus guamensis
Lineage: Eukaryota; Fungi; Basidiomycota; Exobasidiomycetes; Ceraceosorales; Ceraceosoraceae
Product: putative 3-hydroxybutyryl-CoA dehydrogenase
Exons: 3
Coding region: 1-933 (310 amino acids)
Biological process (GO): fatty acid metabolic process
Molecular function (GO): oxidoreductase activity, acting on the CH-OH group of donors, NAD or NADP as acceptor; NAD+ binding
Source: RefSeq, a predicted model, not a curated record